AUGCCUACACUGAAACCGCUACCGGAUUGUGAAGGCCCAAAGCUAGAGUGUUUCACCGAUGAUCUCACCAAGCACGACUUCAAGUUCCUGGAAUAUCUCGGCUCUGGCUGUCACUCAGUCGUCGUUAAAGCCGAGAUUGAUGGCAAGAUCUAUGUCAUCAAGCUUUUCUUCCCUGUUUACGUGCACGAGCCGAACUUCGAAUUGGACCCCAUUGACGAAGACUAUUUCGUCGAAAGAGAAGAGAAAGAGCGACUGACCGCCAGUGAAAAGAUACCCCAGCAUGUGGUCGACAGUCUACGUGUUCAUGCGACUUCCUUCAACAACGAGUGUCGCGCCUACGGUCGACUCAAGGAGCUUGGUCGGGAGCAUCUUGCUGGCAAAGUGCAUGGCCACCUGCGCCUCUAUUUACACCAGAUUGACGAGCAGGUCCAAGCCGCGAUCAAGAAUACCAUACCGGAAGCCAAAUGGCCUACAAUACAAGUGAUGGAAAUGAUGGACGAUGAAGUUGACCUACCCAUCAUGGCUAUCGUCAAAGACUGGAUCCCCAACCACCGAAGUCCUACAGGCGAUAUGACAAGAGAAGCGGAACAGAGACACAUCAAUCACUUACCGCGCAUGCUUCGCAAUCUUCGCCAGCUCCAUAAAUGCGGCAUCGUUGUACGGGACCUCAAGUCUCAGCAGUAUUACGAAGGCCAGCUGUGUGACUUGAGCCACGCCUGGGCGAUUCCACAUGUUUUUGGCCCUGAGGGCGGGAUUCGACCGAGCUGGACCUUUGCAAGUAUGGCAGCUUGGGACCUGAAGUGUUUCCAUGAUAUGAUCGAAGAGGCAAAUGAAUCCGCGCUUCGGGCUGAGCCGCCACUCAAACCGAGUAACUCAGUUGCAAAGCGCAACGAUGAGCGCUAUGAAAGCCUUCGUCCUCGUCCAGGCAUGCAGCAACCUUUCCUUCCCAUGCUCAACUAUGAUGAAGGGGGUACCUAG
Fusarium odoratissimum NRRL 54006 is the source of this 978-nucleotide messenger RNA. RefSeq lists its product as uncharacterized. The record is from RefSeq and is a predicted model, not a curated record. The transcript has 2 exons. Bases 1 to 978 code for a protein of 325 amino acids. NCBI's taxonomy places the organism in Eukaryota, Fungi, Ascomycota, Sordariomycetes, Hypocreales, Nectriaceae. Gene Ontology annotation, molecular function: ATP binding.